UCUAUGGAAUGUUUCAACAGUUUUUUUUUGUUUGUUUGUUUUUUUUUUUUGUUUUUUUUUUUUGUUUACACUUUUUUGUAUUUUAGACAAAGUAUCAUAAUGAUUUAAAUUUUAAAAAACCCGAAGUGACAUGAUUAUAUAUCAUUUUAAAGAUUCUUUUAGAAGACUUUAACCAUUCAUACAGAGCAUAUACAGAUUUAAUUUGUACGUCUACAGUAUUAGUAAAACACUAAAAUUUCUCUGCAGAUCUAUGUGUCACUAGAGAACUUAUUCGUUAAGUUUUUUUGGUCAUCCACCAUAGCGUUUGAGGAGACAAAGAAUUAGAUACAAAAUACAAACGAUGGUCAAAUGGUCUAAGAAUUUCCGUGUCACAAAUCGACUGGGGUCCAUCGUCUUUAUGUUUAAGAUUGUCUUUUCCAUUUUUCUCCAGGAGGCAAUGAAGUUUCUAGUCGUCUGUGCUGUUCUCUUUCUCUCCUGCACUAUUCCGAUAUCCGCUGACGACAGCAGCGAAGAAACGGAUCCGGAAGUGAUUCAAAAGACCGAGGAAACACCACAGCCGUCAGAAAAGACCACACCACGGACAGCCUCAUCUCUUCCAUCUUCCACCUUAAAACCGGAAAUUCUUUCUGCAGACACAUCUUCAUUAAACAACGGACCCGUGGAGACUUCCUCCGUUGUUCUGGCGACUGAAUCUGCGUCAUCACCAGAGAAAACAAAUUCUGCUGCAUCCAACGUUUUGAUUUCAGCCUCAGAGGUUUCCUCUAAUACAGGUUCCUCAGUCUCCACGGCACAGUCGGCGACAAACACAAUUUCGUCUGCAUCUGAGGUAUUUUCAAGUGGACUUCCGUUCAGUCCAAAGGCUGUGGCAAAAUCUCCGACCUUUUCUUAUGGGGCUCUUUCAAAAGCCAACGCAAAGUCUUCUGCCAGCGUUGUAACAGAUGUGUCUAAUGUUCCUUCUAAUGCAGCUUCUUCUUCUUCAUUCGUUUCGACCACACCAGCAGCUGCGUCUCUAUCAAAUUCAGCAUCCUCUGUGUCCCUAGUUAUAUCCAAGCCCGUGGUCUCCUCACCAUUGAGUGGAGGCUAUUCCCCCAUUGCAGACUUUUUGUCAAACCAAAACGCUACCGUCUCGACUUCCGCUUCUGGUGCAGUCGUUCCCACGACACAAGCUCCAGUUCCCACGACACAAGCUCCAGAGCCAACCCCCAUUGCUAGCAUUGAUGAGCCUCCAGCGGUGACGCCUCCGGAGAAACCACCAACGCAACCCAAACCCUCAGCCGUCAGCACCGUCUCUAAAAUAACCAAGAAGGUGAACCGCAUCAUUAACUUCCACCGUCAGAAGUUUAGCUUUUAUCGAUGCCAGACUAGCUGUCUAAUUGACUCAAUAAGAUGCAUGCGCAGUUGCCGCACAAACACGGUGUUUAUCUUGUACAAAGAUAAUUACAUGAAAUGUGGAAAGAAGUGUCGAGUCAGGCAGUUCCAUUGUAAGAAACUCUGUAAGACAGAGCUCAAACGGGAAAGGUCAGAACAGAUGCUAGCCUGGCGAUCCCCUAAGUAAUGAAUGAAGGGCUGUCCCAGGACAUCUUCUAUAACGUGAAUUCCUCAUACUGUGUGUGAGACAAGUUGUUUUGUUUGAACAUGUUUUGUACUGGUUUUUCAGUAAAUGGAGCACCUGCUUGAAUUGCAUCAUAUUACUUGUCGCAGAGGUUGUAGUCAAUCAGUAUUAUUUAUUUGAUAUGUGUGCGGGACCAAUUGA
Messenger RNA from Ostrea edulis (European flat oyster), 1753 nucleotides. Its product is annotated as mucin-5AC-like. The transcript has a single exon. Lineage: Eukaryota; Metazoa; Mollusca; Bivalvia; Ostreida; Ostreidae. The coding region runs from base 341 to 1555 and encodes 404 amino acids. The record is from RefSeq and is a predicted model, not a curated record.